AUGAUUUCUGUAAUCAUCCAGAUGUUGUCUGUUAUGCAGCAUCUCCUCUCAAUGCUGGGUCUGCUAUCAAUCAAGAAGGAUUUCCGAAAGAUUACUGCGGAAAUCAGAAAAACUGGAUCUGGUGAACUUCCUCCUCAAGAAAGGUACAUCCACUUUGACAAUAUGAAGGAAAUUACUUUGAGCGACCCUAGUUUCUUCCCAUCCAUGUUGAUGGAGACAGACCAUGUUGUUGACGAAGUUGUUGCUGAAGCCGUGAUCAGCAUCUGCUAUUAUGAUGACACAGAACCAGUGUUGACAACUGGGACCAGAAGAACCAUGCCAUCUGAGCUCCAGCAAGCCUUCCUGAAAAACUCAAGAAGCCAAAAUGACAUCAUGGCAUCCAUGCACAAGCUUCUCAGUACCAGGUACCAAAUAUUUGAAGAGCUAUAUGAAGAUACUCUUCAGCAGUAUAGACUGGAUGUGACAGCACCUCAAGAAGCAAGACGUUUGGAUUGGGAGAGUAGAGAGCUGAUUGCAACAUGUGAAUAUAAUAGACGAGUUAUAGCUGAUGAGAGAGAGGAAGAGUUAAGAAGGUCUCUAUUAGAAAUAUUUUCUAGAUGUAAAAGAUCAAGAAGUCCAUUAUCUUCCCUCACUCAUAUAAAUGAGUGA
This is a messenger RNA of Phycomyces blakesleeanus NRRL 1555(-), 648 nucleotides long. RefSeq lists its product as hypothetical. The record is from RefSeq and is a predicted model, not a curated record. The transcript has 3 exons. The coding region runs from base 1 to 648 and encodes 215 amino acids. Lineage: Eukaryota; Fungi; Mucoromycota; Mucoromycetes; Mucorales; Phycomycetaceae.